Molecule: messenger RNA, 2029 nt
Organism: Propithecus coquereli (Coquerel's sifaka)
Lineage: Eukaryota; Metazoa; Chordata; Mammalia; Primates; Indriidae
Gene: ADRB2
Product: adrenoceptor beta 2, surface
Exons: 1
Coding region: 234-1490 (418 amino acids)
Biological process (GO): norepinephrine-epinephrine-mediated vasodilation involved in regulation of systemic arterial blood pressure; adenylate cyclase-activating adrenergic receptor signaling pathway; negative regulation of smooth muscle contraction
Cellular component (GO): membrane
Molecular function (GO): norepinephrine binding; beta2-adrenergic receptor activity
Source: RefSeq, a predicted model, not a curated record
AACGGGCAGAGCGCACUCCGAGGCGGCUUCUCCAGAGCGCAGGCUGGAACUGGCGGGCACAGCGAGCCCAGAUCGCCCCACAAGCUGAGUGUGCAGGACGCGUCCCCACCACACCCACCCCACGGCCGCUGAAUGAGGCUUCCAGGCGUCCGCUCGCGGCCCGCAGCGCCCCGCCGGAGGUCCGCGCGCUGAGGCGCCGGCAGCCAGUGCGCUCACCUGCCAGCCUGCGCGCCAUGGGGCAGCCCGGGAACAGCAGUGUCUUCUUGCUGGCGCCCAACGGAAGCCACGCGCCGGACCACGACGUCACGCAGGAACGGGACGAGGCGUGGGUGGUGGGCAUGGGCAUCGUCAUGUCGCUCAUCGUCCUGGCCAUCGUGUUUGGCAACGUGCUGGUCAUCACAGCCAUUGCCAGGUUCGAACGUCUGCAGACGGUCACCAAUUACUUCAUCACUUCUCUGGCCUGUGCUGACCUGGUCAUGGGCCUGGCAGUGGUGCCCUUUGGGGCCAGCCAUAUCCUCAUGAAAAUGUGGACUUUUGGCAACUUCUGGUGCGAGUUUUGGACUUCCAUUGACGUGCUGUGCGUCACGGCCAGCAUUGAGACCCUGUGCGUGAUCGCGGUGGAUCGCUACUUUGCCAUCACAUCGCCCUUCAAGUAUCAGAGCCUGCUGACCAAGAAUAAGGCCCGGGUGGUCAUUCUGAUGGUGUGGGUCGUGUCAGGCCUUACCUCCUUCUUGCCCAUCCAGAUGCACUGGUACCGGGCCACCCACCAGGAAGCCAUCAACUGCUACGCCGAGGAGACCUGCUGCGACUUCCUUACGAACCAAGCCUAUGCCAUUGCCUCCUCCAUCGUGUCCUUCUACGUGCCCCUGGUGAUCAUGGUCUUCGUCUACUCCAGGGUCUUCCAGGUGGCCAAAAGGCAGCUCCAGAAGAUUGACAAAUCUGAGGGUCGCUUCCACUCGCAGCACCUCGGCCAGGUUGAGCAGGAUGGGCGGAGCGGGCACGGACUCCGCAGGUCCUCCAAGUUCUACCUGAAGGAACACAAAGCCCUCAAGACACUAGGCAUCAUUAUGGGCACUUUCACCCUCUGCUGGCUGCCCUUCUUCAUCGUCAACAUUGUGCAUGCGAUCCAGGAUAACCUCAUCCCUAAGGAAGUUUACAUCCUCCUGAACUGGGUGGGCUAUGUCAAUUCUGCUUUCAACCCCCUUAUCUACUGCCGGAGCCCAGAUUUCAGGAUUGCCUUCCAGGAGCUUCUGUGCCUGCGCAGGUCUUCUUUGAAGGCCUGUGGGAAUGGCUAUUCCAACAACAGCAACGGCAAAACCGAGUACUCAGGGGAGCAGAGUACCUAUCACGUGGAGCAGGAGAAGGAAAACGAACUGCUGCGGGAGGACCCCCCAGGCAAGGCAGACUUUGUGAAGUGUCAAGGUACUGUGCCUAACGAUAGCAUUGAUUCACAAGAGAGGAAUUGUAGUACAAAUGACUCACUGCUGUAAAGCAGGUUUUCUAUUUUUUAAGAUUCCCCCCCACCCACCACCAAAAGAACACUAAAUAGACUAUUUAACUUGAGUGUAAUAAAUUUAGAAUAAAAUUGUAUAGAGAUAUGCAGGAGGAAGGGCAUCCUUCUGCCUUUUUUUUUAUUUUUUUAAGCUGUAAAUUGAGUGUGUCUUGUACAGUUCAGCUCCUCUUUGCACAGAACUUGUAAAUUUAUAUCUGAAGAGCUUUAGUCCUCGAGGACUUGGGUGUGCUGUAUUUUGAUGACUUUUUCAAGUAUCUACCUCACUGGUCAAGUAUUAGGGGUGAUAUAUUGCUGCUGAUAGUUUGUAUCGGAAGGAGAUUUUCCUUCCUGCACCCUUGGACUUGAGGCUCUUGAGUAUCUCGGACCUCUCAUCUGUGAACAUGGACUGUCUCCUGCUCCUCUUAUUUGCUCAAAUGGGGUUUUGUAGGCAGGGACUUGAGGGGCAGCUUCAAUUGUUUUCCUGAGCAAAGUCUAAAGUUUACAGUAAAUAAAUUGUUUGGUAAUGUCUGCAUUGCA